Saccoglossus kowalevskii is the source of this 1218-nucleotide messenger RNA. Its product is annotated as galactosylceramide sulfotransferase-like. Gene Ontology annotation, cellular component: membrane. Gene Ontology annotation, molecular function: galactosylceramide sulfotransferase activity. The record is from RefSeq and is a predicted model, not a curated record. Gene Ontology annotation, biological process: glycolipid biosynthetic process. NCBI's taxonomy places the organism in Eukaryota, Metazoa, Hemichordata, Enteropneusta, Harrimaniidae.
AUGGCGAAACUAACAACAAAACUAACAGUAAUAGCAGUGUUUGGUGCAUUGUGUUUCAUCGGAGCUCUAGAAAGCGGAGUCUUCAUGACAGUAUUCCAUGUCAGUCAAUGGACAGACGUAAAAAUGAACACAUCAUCCCGACUCAUGUUAUAUUCCAACACCGUCUUAAUAAGAGAAUCUCAGGUGCCCAGUUACCAGAAGUAUGAAGAGUGUAAAGCCCCUAUAACAAAGGUGGUAUUCUUGAAGACAUACAAGACGGGGAGUACAACAGUUUCAUCAAUACUCUCACGUUUUGGACUUGGACACAACUUGUCGUUUGUAAUACCUGCCCAACAUCAUCCAGGUUAUUUCUCGAGAACGGAACGUUUCAACAGUGAAAUGGAGACACAACUAUUGCCACCUCUUCCAGGCUCCCGAUACAGUAUGUUAGUUAGUCAUGUUCCAUUCAAUAAAACGGCAAUAAACAACGUGAUUCCAAAUGCUACAUUUAUAACAAUAUUACGUCAUCCUGUAGCUGCAUACGAGUCAAUUUUUGGAUUCGCAGCAAUUGCUGAUCACCUUCAUAUGAAUUAUACAAGCAAUGAAGAUCCAUUCGAAAUGUUUCUGUCAAAUACAGACUUUUAUAUGAACCGCACUAAAAGUUUAUACUACAGAACAUUACUGCGAAAUAGACAAAUAUUUGAUGUCGGACUUGACCCUAAGAACUACGACAAUGAAACACUUGUGGAACACGUGAUACAACAAGCAACAAAUGAUUUUGAUUUGGUGAUGAUUACUGAGUAUUUUGAUGAAUCUCUUAUUUUGUUGAAGCAGCUUUUAUGCUGGGAAUUUGAAGACAUUUUAUAUGUACAUCAGAAUGCGAGGAAAAACCGUCCACGAUUCAAAAUUGACGACUGGAAACGACAACGAAUAUUUGAAAUAAACAGCGCUGAUUAUAAACUGUAUCAACACUUCAACAAAACAUUCUGGCAUAAGGUUAGGGCGUAUGGUGAUAGUUUCUAUGAUGACUUGGUGACAUUUCGAGGUAUGUUACAGAAGGUGCCUUUAGAGUGUUUAGAUAACGGGGGUUCUGUAAAUGAGAAUAAACAUCCUGUGAAUAAAACACGUGUAAAAGACAUCGCACAUAGUUACUGUACAAAUAUAAAAACCUGGAAUUUCGAUGAAAUGGAGGCGAGACAACAAACCAAAGGACGCAACACCAAGAGACAUGUUCCAUAA